Messenger RNA from Funneliformis caledonium, 439 nucleotides. Lineage: Eukaryota; Fungi; Glomeromycota; Glomeromycetes; Glomerales; Glomeraceae. The record is from the annotation of a GenBank genome assembly.
AUGGCAAUAACCUCCUCAGACUUAGCAGUAGAUGCAAGAAGAUACAGAGAAAAACGGGAACCAUUCGUUUUAUUGAACCUAUUACUUUUGCGACAGGAAAAUGGGUCAACAAAACUAUGGGGUUUUAUCAGACCCUCACAAAUAAAAAAUAUAGGUGGUUCGAUUAACUCAUCACAGAGACAAGUGAGCUUUUUUAGAUUUAGCAAUCCACAAAGUUUUGCUCCACCACAUGACCCAGCUAGUAGUAAUGGACGCUCAAUUCUUCGCCUUCCUUCAGUUUCAGGGAAUAUGCGAAUAAACACUUCAGGUAUACCUAACCAUAAUCGAAUAUCAAGGGGACCAAAUUUACCAACGACUAGAAGAUUAAAUUCUCUUGGUGGUCAUGGUCCAAAUAGUCCUACAUUUUUCAGAAGGCCACGCGAAAAUUCUGAUGCAUGUA